AUGGCGCCGUCACGUCCACUUCCGGAAUGGACCAUCGUGGACUUCAUUCACAGAGGGUACUGGUGGAAGAACAGAGGGAUAUUGAUGUUGAACCUGUGUCUCAUCCUUCCUUUGCUCACCGCUUCUGUCAACGGGCUGGACUCUUCAUUGGUCAACGGGCUCCAGAUACUGCCCGAUUGGCAGAACUACUUCGACCACCCUCAUGGACGAACAUUGGGCCUCAUCAACAGCGCGCAGAACAUUGGUGGUCUCGCUGCGCUUCCUUUGACCCCGCUAGCAAGUGACCGCCUGGGUCGACGAGUCGCUCUGUUCAUAGGUUCGACGAUCAUGCUUGGCGGUGUCGCUCUCCAGUAUGCUGCGAACUCUGUCAAGCUCUUUAUGGCUGCUCGGAUCGUUAUCGGCUUCGGGCUUGCUUUCUGUACAAACUCCGCCCCCUUGCUCUUGAUUGAGCUUGCAUACCCAACGCAGCGGGGUAAGAUCACUUCCAUAUACAACUCGAGUUGGUAUGCCGGUAGCAUGCUAUCAGCAUGGGUUUGCUAUGGCGCGUUCGACAAGGCGCUCGGGCAGUGGACAUGGCGCGUGCCAACUCUAGUUCAGGGAGUUGUACCGCUCUUGCAGGUGUGUUUGGUCUGGUUCAUCCCAGAAAGUCCUCGCUUCCUCGUAGCCAAAGGUUAUGAGGGCAAAGCGAGAAAAAUCCUGGCUAAAUAUCACGCAAAUGCAGGCGACGAGCAUGAUCCCCUCGUCGUCUUCGAGCUCGCACAGAUUCGUCACGCGAUCCGGAUGGAGGAGGAAGCCACUCGUAUCACGUCGUGGCUCACCCUUUUCUCGACGCCCGGCAAUCGAAAGCGGAUGCGUCUCAUCAUUGCCAUUGCGAUCUUCUCUCAAUGGAGUGGCAAUGGGCUAGUAUCCUACUACAUCAACCUCGUACUCGAGGGCGUAGGCAUACGUAGUACCGAGACGAAGGCUGCGAUAAAUGGAGGCCUACAAGUCUUCAAUAUGUGUGUCGCCUUCACCGCCGCCAUGCUCGUCGACUGGGUCGGGCGAAGAACGCUCUUCAUUGUUUCCACUGCUGGAAUGCUCGUCUGCUUUACUAGCUGGACAACCACAACCGCUCUUUUCGAUGUUUUCCAGAGCACGGUCGCCGCGAAAGCGACCAUACCACUGAUCUUUAUAUUUUACUUCUUCUACGACGUGGCCUACACCCCGAUGCUGGUAGCGUAUACCUUGGAAAUCUUGCCCUACAAGAUUCGUGCUCGAGGGUUCGCUGUGAUGAACCUCACCGUGUUCCUCACAACAGCCUUCAAUCAGUUCGUAAACCCAUGGGCAUUGGACGCAAUAGGAUGGCACUACUACAUCGUUUACUGUGGCUGGCUCGUCCUCGAGCUUGUAUUCGUGCUCGUGUACGUUGUAGAGACGAAGGGCAAGACGUUGGAAGAGACGGCUUUGAUCUUCGAUGGCGAGGAACAGCAGCGCGACCUCGCUGCAUUCGGCGAGGAGGCUGCGACCCACACCAUGACUAUGCAGGCUGUCGCAACCCUCCAGCGCCUCGCGUCCAAGCCCCCAUCCAUCCACGACCAUGACUCCAUCACGGACGAAGGGACAGAUAAGUCCUGCGAGCGCAUGGUCAAGAGUCGCCUAUCCGACGAGAUCCGCACUGUCGCCCGCUCCCAACCCGCCCUCGACGAGGACGCGUUAUCCUACCACACCAGCGACCCUCCACUGUACUCCUACGAGGCAGACCAGCAUCGACACCCCUUCAGCUACCACGGAGACGCGCGCAGCGACUCCGAGAUCAACCUCGACUCCGCGUUGGGCUACUACGCGCGACGAGCGUCCUUUGCCGAAUCCUACGAGCGGCAGGUGUAUUCUUUGGACGGACACGGACGCGCUGUAUCUCCUAACGGAUCGGACUUCAAGUUCACGGCAGUAUAGCUGACGAACUUUAACCGUUGGCGUCCUGCACUGUAAUUGUACCAUUAGCGGCCAUUGUGUAGGUCUGGUCAUUUGGGUAUACGGGGGAUCCGCACAAAAUUAUCGAAGUACUGUAGUGUAUUAUACCAAAUACCUGUAGCUGUCCUCCCCAUACUUAUCGCGGCCUGUACUUAUAAAUAACGACUAUCAUGACGACGAA
This is a messenger RNA of Schizophyllum commune H4-8, 2131 nucleotides long. RefSeq lists its product as uncharacterized. Gene Ontology annotation, cellular component: membrane. The transcript is spliced from 17 exons. The record is from RefSeq and is a predicted model, not a curated record. Gene Ontology annotation, molecular function: carbohydrate:proton symporter activity. Lineage: Eukaryota; Fungi; Basidiomycota; Agaricomycetes; Agaricales; Schizophyllaceae. The coding region runs from base 1 to 1932 and encodes 643 amino acids. Gene Ontology annotation, biological process: carbohydrate transport; transmembrane transport.